AGCGUCGCGUCGGACUGAAUCGCUCUCAGCAGCAUCAACACGAGCGCAUUAGCGGAGAUCUGUGAGCCAGCAAAAUGGGAGAGCAGCCCAUCUUCAGCAGCAGAGCGCACGUCUUCCAGAUCGACCCCAGCACCAAGAAGAACUGGGUUCCCACCAGCAAACACGCCGUGACCGUGUCCUACUUCUACGACAGCACACGCACCGUCUACCGCAUCAUCAGCCUGGACGGGUCAAAGGCCAUCAUCAACAGCACCAUCACCCCCAACAUGACCUUCACCAAAACCUCACACAAGUUCGGUCAGUGGGCGGACAGUCGGGCCAACACCGUGUACGGCCUGGGCUUCUCCUCCGAGGCACAUCUGAGCAAAUUUGCUGACAAGUUUGCAGAGUUCAAAGAAGCGGCGCGGUUAGCCAAAGAGAGAUCUCAGGAGAAGAUGGAGUUGACCAGCUCACCCUCACAGGAAUCAGCGACUGGUGAUCUUCAGUCUCCUGUGACUCCAGAGAACAUCAACGGGACGAACGAGAGAGUGACCCCCGACACACCCUUCAACACCGAGAGCCGCGCCGAGAUCAACGCUGUCCCCUUCCCUCACAGGUGCACACACACACACACACACACACUCACUCGACUGGAGUGUUUAGUAGACACUCUUUGCUCUACGGUCUUGUGUUGCAGCUCCUCGUCCAUCACUAAACACUGGGAGGCCGAGCUGGCGGCUCUGAAGGGGAACAAUGCUAAGCUAACAGCGGCGCUGCUGGAGUCCACGGCUAACGUCAAGCAGUGGAAGCAGCAGCUGGCGGCGUAUCAGGACGAGGCCGAGCGACUGCACCGACGGGUCACGGAGCUGGAGUGUGUGAGCGGACAAACCGCCGGAGUCAAAACACAGAAAACAGAGCUGAACCAGACCAUCGAGGAGCUGGAGGCCGAGCUGAAGGCCAGAGAGGAGGAACUGGAGAAUCUGAAACAGGAAGUGGAGAAGGCCAGCCAGCUGCAAACACAGAAAGAUUCUCUGGCUCAGAAACUACAGGAGACGGAGCGGAGGAAUGUGGAGCUGGAGUCUCAGCUGCUGGAUCUGGAGCAGCGUCUGGAGAACAGUGAGCUGGAGAGCCACAGCUUCAGGAAGAGUCUGCGCUCGCUUCUCCAGCUGCUGGACGGAAAGAUCUUUGAGCUGAGCGAGCUGCGAGACAGUCUGGCCAAACUGAUGGAGGACGACAGCAGCUAGACACACACACACACACACACACACUC
Messenger RNA from Carassius carassius (crucian carp), 1249 nucleotides. It is a transcript of the gene homer1, whose product is annotated as homer protein homolog 1. Gene Ontology annotation, cellular component: cytoplasm; postsynaptic density; dendrite. The record is from RefSeq and is a predicted model, not a curated record. NCBI's taxonomy places the organism in Eukaryota, Metazoa, Chordata, Actinopteri, Cypriniformes, Cyprinidae. Gene Ontology annotation, biological process: G protein-coupled glutamate receptor signaling pathway; regulation of store-operated calcium entry. The transcript has 8 exons. The coding region runs from base 75 to 1223 and encodes 382 amino acids. Gene Ontology annotation, molecular function: G protein-coupled glutamate receptor binding.